AUACGAACUCAGCAGCUUAAUCUUCGUGUACAUCAACCUAUGAUAAUGUAAUGCUUUACAGAAAUACACAAGAAAUCAGAGAAAGCGACUAUGGCAGAAAUAACGGAUGUUUUAAAAAUCGUGUGUGACCUGCUUACUCUCAUGGGACAUGAAAUCUCAUUCGAUUUUACAAGACGUUCACCUGAGCAAGCCUGGAUCAUGACCAGUAACAGCUAGAGAAAGACUCAGAAGACAUCUUUUCUGAAAUGGAGAACACAAACAUCACUCACUUGGCGGCUGUUUUCGUGAACCCGCAUAAUCGAGUGCCCGUUCUUGAUGUGCAUGAGUCUCUAGACACAGACUUCUAUGACAUGGACUAUGGUGUUCCCACUGAUGAGAUGCCUGACACCACACAGGGGUUGGCAUAUUUCGUGGGCACCAUUGUCAUCGGAGUGGUCCUCGCCUGUAUCAUGCUAGUGUGUGGCUUUGGCAACUUCCUUUUUAUCGCCACUCUGGUCCGAUACAAAAAACUCAGGAACCUUACCAAUUUACUCAUCGCUAACCUGGCAAUCUCCGACUUCAUCGUGGCUGUGGUCUGCUGCCCUUUCCUGGUGGAUUACUAUGUAGUCAAACAGCUCUCCUGGGAUCAUGGGAAGGUGUUGUGUGCCUCUGUCAACUACCUCAGGACUAUGUCUCUGUAUGUGUCUACAAACGCCUUACUGGCCAUCGCUGUUGACAGGUAUAUGGCCAUCGUUCACCCGUUGAGGCCGAGAAUGAAGUACCAGACGGCAUACUUCCUCAUAACCGGUGUGUGGAUCGUUCCAGUGCUCAUUUCCAUACCGUCUGCUUACUUUGCCUCUGCGACCAAGGUUCCUCACGGAGCCAACCACAGCAAAACCUUCUGCGCCCAGAUUUGGACUGUGGACCAACAGCUAUAUUACCGUUCCUAUUUCUUGUUCAUCUUUGCCGUAGAGUUUGUCGGCCCAGUGCUCACCAUGGCCAUGUGCUACGUGCAAAUCUCCAGGGAACUCUGGUUCAAGAGCGUUCCAGGUUUCCAGACGGAGCAGAUCCGCAAGCGGCUACGCUGUCGCAGGAAGACGGUCAUGGUUCUCAUCGGAAUUCUGACGGCUUACAUCCUCUGCUGGGCUCCGUACUAUGGCUACACCAUCCUGCGUGAUUUUCACCCAACGCUCAUCUCCAGAGAGAAGAACUCUCUGGUGGCUUUCUACAUCAUCGAGUGCAUCGCCAUGAGCAACAGUAUGAUCAACACUUUCUGCUUCGUCAGUGUGAAGAACAACACUGUGAAGUAUUUCAAGAGGAUCGUCCUCCUACGAUGGAAGUCCACCUACACGUCCAGAAAGACUGUGGAUGAGACAGACAUAAACCCCAAUCUUAGUGAAUGUAAAAAGGGAGCUGAACUGAGCAGUUUUCAUGUCACCCACAUUACAGAUGAUUAAAGACCACUGCUUGUACGGGUUGUGAAGGAUGCAUUGUUAUGUGGAUCGAAGGGUCUGACUUUCUUAAAAGCAACCUGUAAAUGUGUGUGUGUUAUCAGCCAUAACUAACAAUGCUGACUUCAGUGUACUGUGUUGUUUUUCUUUCUUGUCCUCAUAUGCAUUCAUUCAUUCAUACAUCAACUUAUUAUUUACCAUUCUACAUUAUUUUCUAUGUCUGCUACAGUUGUUCAAUCUUAUAUUGGGUGCUGUCUGGUCUUCACAAGCUGAAUCUGUUUCUGGUCAGACGAAGUCAGACUGAGUAUUGAUUCGCAAAUAGGAUUAUUUAAUUAAACGCGUUAUUCAUUUUUUUCUAUUAUCAUCUUGUCUCUCUAUCUGCCUUGUGCUUGACAAGAAAGUUGACUUUGAAUACCAUACAAAGUCAUUUUCCUGACUGGAUCUAAAUCUUGGAUCUUGAGGAUUUUAAAAAGAUAAAAUUCUGUGUCUAAUGUUGUGGUUUUUCCUGUGAAAUGCCAUAUCCAUGCUUUGUUCGGAAGCGUUUUUGAUCUAGCAGAAAUAUUUUUACUUUGGCACAAAAUGAGGUCAUUUUCAAUCUGUUUAUGGAAGAAUUAUAUGAAAAAAUAUAUAAGACAUGAUCCAAACCAGCCAGAUAAGAACUGUAGCUUUGCAGGAAAAAGUAUUUGAAGAUCUUAAAGACAAGGGUAUGCCUAUGUGUAUUAUACAAACAUGUUACUUUGAAGCAAUUUACAUGAUUGCAUCAAAAGGGAUUGUACAAUAAAAAUAUUAUUUGUAUUAAUUUAUUAUUUAUAGUUAUUGAUUAUAUAAAAGUAUAAAAAUAUAUAAAACAAUCCAAAGGGAAAAAAUAAUAGAAACAAUAGAUGUAUAUUUAGUGUAUUGCAUAUUUAGAGUGAGGAAAGUUAAACUCAACAUUAUCAGUGUUUUAUGGGAUAAACUGUUCAGAAUUUUUAUUUCUUUGACUAUUUUUGGUAGUCAUUUAGGCAAAUUGGCAUGUUUUUUGUGUGGCUUUUACGGAAGCAAACAGUAUAUAGAUUUUUUUAUUUUUAGCAGCUUUUAUUGAAAUACAGUUAUGGCCUUGUUGAACCACCACUAUGUGUUUUGGAAGAUUUUUUUGUAUUUUGUUUCUUUUUAAUUAUGGAAUAAUGAAUAUUUGUGUUGGCUAAUACGUCUGCAUGCAUUCUAGCCAAAUAAAGUUAUCUU
Molecule: messenger RNA, 2651 nt
Organism: Triplophysa rosa
Lineage: Eukaryota; Metazoa; Chordata; Actinopteri; Cypriniformes; Nemacheilidae
Gene: prokr1b
Product: prokineticin receptor 1b
Exons: 3
Coding region: 246-1436 (396 amino acids)
Biological process (GO): neuropeptide signaling pathway
Cellular component (GO): membrane
Molecular function (GO): neuropeptide Y receptor activity
Source: RefSeq, a predicted model, not a curated record